GAGGGUAAUGUGUUUUUGUCCUGCAGGUGACAUACACCAUCUUGAAGAGGUGAGCUUUGUGCUGCUGGGCUGCAGGAAUUCUGGGAAAAGUUCUGCAGGAAACACCAUCCUGGGCCAAGAAGAGUUUGACUUACAGGAAAGCGCACAGUGUGUGAAGAGACAAGGAGAAGUAGCAAGGAGGAAAAUCACUGUGGUUGAAGCUCCAGGAUGGUGCAGUGAUACACCUGUAGCGGAGAGCAAUGAGUUACUGAAAGAAGAGAUAAUCUGCAGUGUAUCCAUGUGUCCUACAGGUCCAUAUGCUGUACUAGUGGUGGUAAAUGGGGACAGGAUUUUCACAGAAAAAGACAGAGAGAUAUUAGCAGGAUAUCUGAAUCUCCUUGGUGACAAAGUCUGGAGUCAUACCACAGUCCUGUUCACCUUUAGGGACUCUCUGGGAGACACAACCAUAGAGAGACACAUUGAGAGUGAAGGGGAGGCUCUCCAGUGGCUGGUUGAGAAAUGUCAUAACAGAUAUCAUGUUUUUAACAAUAAGAUGGAUGAUGACUCUCAGGUUAUGGAGCUGCUGGAGAAGAUAGAGAAGAUGGUGGCAGGAAACAGAGGCUGUCAGUUGGAAAUGGACAUGAAGAUAUUACCAAAAGUGGAAGAGAGCAGGAGAGAAGAGGAAGAUAAAUCAAAGAAGAGAAGGAUGAAAGGCAUGAAAUAUUCACCAUAUUUCAUGAAUCAAAUGUUUUAUACAAACCAUCUCUCUGAAGUGAGGAGUGUGCUCCUGGGCUGCAGGAAUGCUGGGAAAAGUUCCUCCGGAAACACCAUCCUGGGUAGAGAAGAUUUUGACUUACAGGAAAGUGCACAGUGUGUGAUGAGACAUGGAGAAGUAGCAGGGAGGAAGAUUACUGUGGUUGAAGCUCCAGGAUGGCAGAGAAAUAAAGCUGUAAGGAACUCCUGUGACUUACUUAAACAGGAGAUUGUCCACAGUGUGUCCAUGUGUCCUCCAGGUCCCCACGCGGUACUGCUGGUUCUGCGUUUAGACUUCAAAUCAUGGAAAAGUGAGAAGAAUGUCUUACAGGGAUAUCUGAAUCUUCUUGGUGACAAUGUCUGGCAUCAUACCAUAGUUCUGUUCACUUUCGGGGACUCUCUGGGAGACUCAACCAUAGAGCAGCAUAUUGAGAGAGGAGAAGCGUAUAUCCAGUGGCUGAUUGAGAAAUGUGGAAACAGAUAUCAUGUUUUUAACAAUAAGAAGAGGGAUGAUGACUCUCAGGUCACAGAGCUGCUGGAGAAGAUAGAGAUGAUGGUGGCAGGAAACAGAGGCUGCCAUUUGGAAAUGGACACAAAGGUGUUAACAAAAGUGGAACAUGAAACAAAGAAAAAAAAGAAGGAAAAGAAAUCAAAGGUGGAAGAGUCUGCAGCUCCAAACAGUCCUCCUGUUCGUCGGCCUGCUAAGAUGGUUUCCCCUAUUCCCUCUGGGCCCCUUUCCCAUACGCAUCAAAACAACCCUGGAAAGGUUUUUGAGCCAGAGGACCAGUGCAAUCCUAAGCUCACACAUUCUACCCAAGUCAAGGGUCCCGCCACCUCCCAAAAACAUCAACCAGCAGACAUUCAACAAUUUACUCCUGAAUUGGGUGAAAUAUGUGCUGAGGAUAAGAACGGACAUGAAUACAGGUUUCUCUGCCCUCAUGCUGGUCAGUUUAUGUGCAAACUGACCAACCUUGUGUUUGAGAUGGAAGGGAAAGGGGAAGUGCUGUACAGAAUAGUGUCCUGGGACAGCAGUCUCUUGGAUGAAUUAGGCCAGAAGCCUGCAGGGCCUCUGUACAAUAUUGACUGCCUUGAAGGUUCAAUCUGUCACCUGCACCUUCCACACUGUGAGACCCGCACAGAUGUGGUGGAACUGACUGUGGCACAUGUGACUGAUGGAAAUAUGGAGAUCAUUCAGCCGCUAAAAGUAACAAACACACACGUGAUCAUAAACAUUCAAGAUCUCUCCCGCUUUGGUCUCAUGAUAUCACGUUGGUCUAUUAAUAAGAAAGCACAAGUUCUACUGUUCUAUGAAAAAAGGAUGAGUAAACUAUAUAUCCAUCUGCUGCCAAAGAAUGUCCCAGUUAAAGAGGUGCAGAAAAUACAUGAGAGCAACACAUAUAUUAUGACAAGCUCCAAAUGUCAGCUGACCCCUGGUAAAAAGUACAGACCGUGCUGUAAAACUACUGACUGUGAUUAUGUAUCCCAACCAGAGGAUGAGAAAUUUGAUUGUGACUAUGACCCCAACUAUCACCCUACAUUUGAGGUGCUUUUUGAUCCUGCGGUUAAUAAAGUCACAUUAAGUGUUAUAGAUGAAAAAGACCAGGUGGUGUGGAGGCCUCGUAUGGUCCUGCUUACAGGUCCAGAGAGAGCCUCACCCAGAAUGGAUACAACAGGUGCUGACUUUGUGGAUCAACACAGAGAAAAGCUCAUUCAGAGAGUUUUUUCAGUAAUGGAGAUAGCAGACCGUCUGAAAAGCAAGAAAAUGAUUAGUGAUGAAAUGUACAGUAACAUCAGUGUUGAAUCUUCAUCUUAUAAGCAAAUGAGGCUCCUGUACAGAUGUCUCGACUCAGGAGGAAGAGCUGUGAAAGCAGAAUUCUAUAAAAUCCUCAGGGAGAAACAGCCUUUCAUAGUGGAUGAUCUGGAGUCUGGAGUAAGCCUGACUUAG
Molecule: messenger RNA, 2677 nt
Organism: Pangasianodon hypophthalmus (striped catfish)
Lineage: Eukaryota; Metazoa; Chordata; Actinopteri; Siluriformes; Pangasiidae
Exons: 12
Coding region: 8-2677 (889 amino acids)
Biological process (GO): inflammatory response; innate immune response; regulation of apoptotic process
Molecular function (GO): GTP binding
Source: RefSeq, a predicted model, not a curated record